Knipowitschia caucasica is the source of this 1068-nucleotide messenger RNA. NCBI's taxonomy places the organism in Eukaryota, Metazoa, Chordata, Actinopteri, Gobiiformes, Gobiidae. The record is from the annotation of a GenBank genome assembly.
AUGAAUGUGACGGUGCACUCAGAGGAAGCGUGGUGCGCAUUUGUGACACGCGUCUCUCCCCACGCGGUCUACCACACUCAGAGAGCGGUGUUGGUGGUUGUGGUUGAGGCGGACCGCGCGUGGCUCCCCCCGUGGAUAUCUGACAGGAGCGCGCGUGGAGAACAGCCGACAGAAGCCGCCCAGGGGUCCGCGUCCACUCUUGCCAGCAUGCGUCCCGGUCCCCUCCUGUCCCUGCUGCUCGGGGCCCUCUCCCUCUGUGUGCAAGGCUACACUGUGGACCAGGAGCACAGCCUGCAGUUCAGGGGCCCCGAGGCCUCCAUGUUUGGCUACUCCGUUCUGCUGCAUCGCCACAAGGCCCAGAGCUGGGUGGUGGUGGGAGCUCCCGUGGCCAACUCGUCAGACCCCUCGCUGCCCCCCCCUGGAGGACUGUACCGCUGCAGCCUGCAGGACCACGCCCACAGCUGUGUGCCCAUGAGAGCCGAGGUUAGCAGCUGUGGGAAGACAUGCGAGGGAGAGAGCGCCCACCAGUGGCUCGGGGUCAGUCUGUCACGGCAGCCGGGGGCUCAAGGAGGACAUGUGCUGGCAUGUGCUCACCGCUGGAAGAAUGUUUACUACUCCCAGAAGGAUGGACAGAACAACAAGCUUCCCAACGGAGUGUGCUUCCGAUACGGAGCCGACCUGCAGCACAGUCAGCCCCUCAUCCCCUGCUACAGAGAUCACCAGAGGAAGUUUGGGGAAGACUACGGCUCGUGUCAAGCCGGUAUCUCAAACGUCCUCACUGAGGAGCUGAUCGUCAUGGGGGCCCCAGGGACGUCCUACUGGACCGGCUCAGUGCUGGUCUACAACACAUCCAGUGGAGUAGUGUCCUCCUACGUGGAUGACCACUCUACGACGGUUAGCUUCGGCAGCUACCUGGGUUACUCUGUGGGGGCGGGGCACUUCCUGAGUGCGUCCUCGGUGGAGGUGGUAGGGGGCGCUCCGCAGUACAACCAGAGAGGAAAGGAGAGGAGCAGCCGCGCAGAGGGACACAGGACAUGGAGAGACACCCGCACGGAGGAGGAUCAGUGA